CCAGAGAGCGCGGGUUGGUCCGGGUGCCGAGCGGCCCGGGGCAGCAAACGGAAGGGUACCGCUGCCCUGGGAGUCGCUGAAGAGCUGGCGAGCGUGCGGGUUUUCCCAGCUAUGCCAGCUAACUGAUUCAAAAUAUCAAUUAGUUAUUUUCCAGCUGAUCACCGUAUUUCAAUAUACAGUGUUGUAUAUGUGAUAUAGCCCACUAUGCAUUGACGCCGGCUCAGGAGCUACACCCGAGCCCCGACACGGAGGGGGCUGAGGCCGGCAGCCCCCCCGGGUUCCUGCAGCUCCCCGCGGGAAGGGGCUUCUGCUGGAGGGGCACCUGCGAGCGGCAACAUCCAGCGGGAACAGCACCAGCACUGCGCCGGGGAAAUGGGUGACGGGUGACAAACUGGGCUCGUUCGGUCCAGCAAAAGCACAGCGAGGCACGGAAAUAGUUUGUCUUAACGUAAAUGCGCAUUUUGGCUUUUGUGUGUGCGUGUGCUCUCUGUGGGAAGGAUGGGAAGAGACUGACUUUGCAGUGAGGAACUCUUCCCUGCCAGAGGUGGAACAGGCACCAGGCAAUCUUCUAAAGUGGAUUUAUUUUUUUUUAAAUAACUGAGAUAAAUAUUUGUCACAUAUUGCUUUAGCUGGUUCUGAGCGUCUCAGAUACUCUUUUCUGUCUAUGGUUUUAUGCUUCUGCCAGGUGCAUCUGAAAAAAAGUCAGACCUAUACAUGCAGACACAUAACAAAUACUGGAAUGUCUAAUUAAAUGUCUUACAUAUUUAAAAGUCUUUUGAUAAACAACAGCAUUUGCUAAGAUUAAAGAUGAAGAUUUUAAAAAGCCCUCAAUAAUAUUUAACAUGUUGAAGAGGUAACAGAUGAAGGAGGCAAUUUUUGAAGCAAGAACAACAGCUUUAACAUCUCUAAAUGCUUGCUAGAUGUUUCCAUCAAUGUAAAUUAAUUUUCCCCAGGCCGAGUGCUGGCAAACGAGCAUGUGUUUCUGCCUGGCCUGCACCAGGGCGUGUUCGGUGACACUGAUACCUGCUGGCGGGGCAUUUGUGGUCCUGACUGCACAGCCAUAGGAUAUUUAAUGUGUAAAGCUGAAUAGACUUCACCUGCGCUAAUAAGGGAAGUCGUCUUGGAGAUCUUUGGGUGGAAAUCCCUGGAAAUCCGAGUACCAGGAGGGCCUUCAGUCCCAUCCCACACCUCUGAAAACCGGAGCUACCUUUGCCCGGGAGCUCGCCCGGAACUGAUGGAUUUGUCCCGGGAGGCUCAGAUACGCGAAGAGCUUAGUUAACAUGAAGAUGGAGGACUAUGAAAUAUUCUGUAAGAAGCAUCUUUCCAGAAUCCAAGAAGAGGCAAUAAAAAGAGAGACCUCUUUCACUGUUCAGCACAAAAAUAUCUCCCUCAUUCAAUUCCAUGGAGUCCCUGUGCUUUCCCCUCUGCUCAGCCUUGAAAAGAAAAAGGAAAUACAGGAAUAUAAACAGAAAGCACUGGAUCUAGAGACCUGGAGACAGAACUCUCGGAAAAGAGCUUUAUUGAGUCGUGUACAGGAGAUUCUAGAAAAUGUUCAGAUCAGGAAUGGACCUAGCGUGAGUGAUGUGAACGUGCAGGAAGCUGAGAAUACUUGCCCUGAUUCAGAUUCAAAUGCGUCGACUGACUUCACAGCUCUCUCAGAUGCCAGUUUGGCAUGUUGUCCUGAAAAGCAUGGUUCCACAGAGCUUGAAAAGACACCAGAACUUAUGCCAUUAGAUACUGCUGGGCAGGGGACAUCAAAUGUGACGGAAGUAGUUAAAGCAGCAAAAGAAAAUGUUUUGUCGAAACAAAAUGAGAGUUACCUCUCAAAAGACAUCCCUUGUCCAAGGGCUGUGUCUCCUGACAACGUGCACAAUAAGCUUGCAUCACAUGCUUUGCAAAAGCAAGAGGGACUGGGAGUGCUACCGUCGGAUGGGGAAGUCCAAGAUCCAUAUGUAAUGAGUCUUCAGAACCUGAUGAAGAAAUCUAGGGAGUACAUAGAGAAAGAGCAAAGCAAGCGUAGCUCAAAAAGUAAUUCAAAGAGGAGCAUGAGUGAAAGUCAUUCGGAUAAAGAAAAUGAUAGCGUUAAAACAACUGACUCCAUGAAAGAAAGAGGAAAGCUUACAGGCAGAAGUUGCACUGCUCUGACGCUUGAUAAACCCAGUCUUAAUAAAUCGAAUACCCUUCUCCAAGGUGCCUCUACUCAUACAAAUCACACAAGUAUGUCAACUUUAUCCAGUUUUUCUAAAGUGGACAUACCUAUGAGAGUUGGAACACCUCCACUGGUAGAUUCGGAUUCAGAUGAAGAAUUUAAAAAGACUUCAAUGUUUGAUCGUGACAGUAGCAUUGUCAGGAGCCUCACAGGCUCUUACGCCAAAUUGCCGAGCCCAGAGCCAAGCAUGAGCCCUAAGAUGCACCGAAGGCGCCCAAGACCUUUAUCAAUGGGACACAUCGUUAUAAAUAACCCUGUGAAUGCUUAUGAGUUAAGUCCUAAAGGCAAGGGUAGAGCAAUGGAUUUAAUCAUGCAAGAUAUCGCAGAUAAAAAUAACGUGUCAGAAACAGUGCCGAAGUUCAUGGUGGACUUCACUAUGCUUUGCCCUGGCAGAGUUCCUGGUGUCAGCAGGAAUUCUUCAGGCCCUUGUGAUGGGUUGGGGGCUGGCAAACCGAAUCGCCAUUCCUUUGGGCACUUGGAAAGCAAAGGAACGUUGUCGGCUACUGUGGAAGGACAGGUAGUGAUGGACAGCAGAGGGCCAUAUAAAGUAGAGACUAGCACUAAUAUUGUAGCCCCAAAACUGAAUGAGCCAUUUGCCAUCAGUCAGUCUACAGUAACACAGAAGCUCCUAGCUGUGAAUGAAACCAAACCGUCUAGUUUGCUAGAAAAUAAUAAAUGUAAUUCUCCAGUAGAACUCAAUAAAUCUUACGACGUAGAAAACCCAUCCCCGCUACUAAUGCAGAGCAAGAGUAUGCGACAGCAGAUGGACACUCCAAGUGUUUCCCCAGCAAACGAGCACUUUCUAGAAAGUAGUUUUGAAAAGGUAAAAUGUAGACUUGAUUUGGACACCGACAACUGCCAAAAAGAAAACAGUCCCUGUGUUUUAACAGUUGGAAUGGAAGAACAAGAGAAGCAGUGGUUGCAAGAACAGAAAUAUCCUGUGGGAUCGGUUUACAUUACCAAGAAUGCAGCCCCUGACAGUAUGGCAAAAGAAGAUAUUUUAAAAACUAAAAUGUUGGCCUUUGAAGAAAUGAGAAAGAGACUUGAAGAACAGCAUGCACAACAAUUGUCGAUUCUGAUAGCUGAACAAGAGAGAGAACAGGAGAAAUUGCAGAAGGAACUGGAAGAGCAGGAGAGAAAGCUGAAAGGAAAGAAGGUCGCUACAACGGAAAUAGAAAUUUCCAAAGUGAAUAUCAACAGUAGGAUGGAGUUGGAGUGGAGGAAAAAAAGCGAAAGUGGCUUGCUGGAAAGUGUGCAGUCUCAGCUGGAGACAGUCCAUAAUGCAAACGCUACCAGCAUUGGUUUUGCUCAUACUACGACACCUAACACCUUUGCUUCAACAAGUGAAACUUCAUUCUUUCUCUGGGGACCAUCAGGUAGUGGAGUUAUAAAAACCUCAGUAUCUAGGCCGAGUAACAGGAUCAAAACUAGGUGGACUCAGGUUUUCAGUCCAGAGAUACAAAUGAAGUUUGAUAAAAUCACUGCUGUGGCAAAGGGGUUUCUCACUCGUAGACUCCUGCAGACAGAAAAACUGAAACAUCUUAAGCAAACUGUAAAAGAUACUAUGGAGUUCAUAAAAAAUUUUCAGUCCGAAGCCCCAUUAAAAAGAGGAAGUGUUUCAGCACAAGAUGCAUCCCUUCAUGAAAGAGUAAUGGCUCAGCUGCGAGCUGCUCUGUAUGACAUCCAUGACAUCUUUUUUACUAUGGAGGCAUCGGAAAGAAUGAAUAUUCUGCAUCAUGAUCGUGAAGUUCGUAAAGAGAAGAUGCUCAGGCAAAUGGAUAAAAUAAAGAGCCCAAGAGAGAGGGCGACGCUUUCAACAGCUACGCAGAAAUCUCUGGACAGGAAGAAGUAUAUGAAGGCUUCAGAAAUGGGAAUGCCAAGUAAAAAGAUAAUCAUAAAACAAAAAACUCCUGAAAAUCGCGUACUUCAGCCAAAUCAAGGACAGAAUGCCCCGGUUCACAGACUGCUUUGCAGGCAAGGAACCCCUAAGACCUCAGUGAAGGGGGUUGAGCAAAAUAGAAAGAAGGCCCCAGAGAGCAGAGUGUCUAACAAGGCUGUUUCAGGAGCAUAUGCAGGAAGAACCCAAAGAAAGAAGCCAAAUGUUGUGACAAUUUAAGACGACAACACUCUCUGGGAUAAAAUGGCUAUUUUUUAAUGAUGGCAUUCUCAGCACUGAUUCAAAUAUUGCAUCUUCUAUAUGUAUAUUUAGACAUGACACUUUGACGUUUCCAGAUGACACAUUAAUAGAAUUAUAUUGAAGUAAUAAAGGGCUGCGAAGCUCUAAUACUUGUGGAAAAAUUGCAUGUUAAAACUUAGCCUAUAUUCAUACUACUGUGUACACAUAAGAUUCAUGAUCUUGUUUAUUUAAAGAUCACCAUAGGGCAACAUUAAGGUCAUUUGUGACUUUUUCAAACUCUAAUUCUUGUGUCUGACAUGUGCUUUUUGCAUUACUUAAAAUUGCAAUUUCUGUGUAUGAUUGCCACCAUAAAAAAGUCGUGUAUAUAUUUUUAGUUUCAUACCAUAAAGUUAAAGCAGUUAAAUAAGAAAAAACCCCCAACUUAAUUCAAACAAAACUGAGCUCUUACAUCAGUGAAUUGUUCAGCAGCCUUUUUGAAUGUACUUUCUGUACAAAUGCGAUUACCUCAAUUUAAACACUAAUGGCCCAAAUGUUUUGCAUUUCUGCCAAGUUGGACAGACAUGGAUCCAGAUUAAGUGCUGGGCAGACAGAAGUACUUUUGAUGACUAUACCGAAAUUGUGCAUUUAUACCCGUGGUAGAUCAAAUCACUGUGCUGGAAGAGUCCUAGGAUUUUUUUUCCUUGCUGUCUACUGCAUUUUCUUGGAAAUAACUUUUGGCCAAGAUGAAGAGAAGUGUAUGUUCUACAAAAAUUUCAGAAGGCAAGAUUUUAAUUGUUUUACCAUUUCAGACUGACAAAUGAUUGUCCAUAAUAAUAAUUCAGAUAUGUUUUUUUGAUGACAGUUGCAAUUUUUCUAGGCAAUUUCUUUUCUACUGUGAUCUAACAGGCGCUCAUACCAAAAUCAUGAUUUCGGGGGAAAAAAAUUCCCUAUCUAAGCCCAACAAACACACUCUCAUAUUUAUUAACAUCCAACAUUAAAAGAUCAUGCUUAUAUUUUGCCUUGGUCUUCCUACUGAUGGAUAUUGCCCUUCAACUUGAGGGGAGCAGAAUUUUCUAACUUCUGUCUUUCAAUGAACUUGAGACAUGAUGUUAACACUCGAAGUCCAAAAGAGAAAAGCUUGGCAGUAUGUCUUUGCAGUGCUUACUGGUUUGCCCUGCAAUGGUACUAGUAGAACUGACUGCCGGAAUAUUUUGUUGCUUUCCCAGUAUCGAUGCAAUAUGACACCCCAACUUUGGAGGCUUUGUAACACGUUGGCACGGAUAUAAGAGAAAAAAGACUGACCAAAAAUUUAAUUGUGUUAAAUAGCAUGAAAGAGGAACAUUAAUUGCGGGACAAGGAGAAUAUCUUCAUAGGCAGUGAUGAGUGAAUUGGCUUGCUUGUGGCACUUUCAUCUGCCACCAGGUCUGUCCUCUGCAGCUAGUGACAUCAUUGUUCAAAACAAACAUUUUAUACCAUGCAGUAAGUUACCCAGAUUGCAUACUUGGAGAAUGGCAGAAAUGUUGCCUAAACACUUUGAAGAAUGACAUCACUCGGUGGCUCUUUGCUGUGGCAUUUAUUUGAAAGCUUGGGGGGGAGGGGGUGUCCCCUAAUGGUGUAAAUUGAAGAGUUAAGACCACUGGGGCACCUGUCUACUUCACACAAAUGCUCUGCAUCUUCAAAGUUUCAGAGUAAUACAGAAAAUGCCUGAGGCAAGCUUCCUGUUGGCCCAGUGGGCAUCAAAGCUGUGGUUUGGUUCCAGCUUUCCUUAGGAGAGGAAAACGUCUCAAGAGGGGAAACAUUUAUGAUGACGAGAGUAACCUGCGUUGUAGGUGAAUAUGUGCUGUUGAUGUAUCAGUGACUAAGACUGAUGAUUUUAAAGGAUGUUUUAUGUGCUCUAUUUAUUAUUAGCAUAGGCAAUGUGUUAAUGUAAAAAUAGGCUUAGUGUAAAUGUUAGUAAAAAUGAAUGCUUACCUUCUGUUUGGGUUUCACAUCUAAACCUCUUUUCUUUAAGCAUGCUUCCAAUAUGUGUAAUAAAACAUUGUAGCACAAGGUGUUUUUUAACUUUCACGAGGCCUUUCUCUUGACAAGUGCCAGAAUUUGUUUUUGUACUUGAUGUUUUGUAUUUAUACAUAUUUAAUUUUAUCUUUUUAUUUUGUGUGGAAUUCUAAUAUCAUUAUAAAAGUAUAUUUAUUUUUAUACUUUAUUUCAUUUUCAUUCGUCUUGCUUUUUACUUAAAAACAUACUGCACAAUAAACUUUAA
This is a messenger RNA of Grus americana (Whooping crane), 6585 nucleotides long. RefSeq names its product centriolar coiled-coil protein 110 (gene CCP110). Lineage: Eukaryota; Metazoa; Chordata; Aves; Gruiformes; Gruidae. The transcript has 16 exons. The coding region runs from base 1281 to 4325 and encodes 1014 amino acids. Gene Ontology annotation, biological process: centriole replication; centrosome duplication; regulation of cytokinesis. Gene Ontology annotation, cellular component: centriole. The record is from RefSeq and is a predicted model, not a curated record.